Messenger RNA from Caenorhabditis auriculariae, 8260 nucleotides. The record is from the annotation of a GenBank genome assembly. NCBI's taxonomy places the organism in Eukaryota, Metazoa, Nematoda, Chromadorea, Rhabditida, Rhabditidae.
AUGUGUAGUUUGCUCAUAUCCGCAAACAUUGAUGUCGACAUAAACAACACGACGUCAGAGGUCACCACAGCUCCAAAAAAACUCGGUCGCCUGCGCGAUGGCGGGCGAGAGAGCGAAGAGAACGCGGAGGUCCAGACGACAGAGUCAUCGAUCCGAUUGGCCGACCGAACUGUUUCUCGAGCCCGCGAACCGAGUACGCGUUGACGGUGUAUACACGGCGCGGUCAGAUGCGCGGUCCCAAGCUCUAUAAAAGGACCUUCCUGGUCGUUCAUCCUCAGUUCUCGCUCUUCUUUCCUCCUUGUUCAAUGGUCCGAUGGUCGUCACCUCUUCAUAUCCGCUCCUUUCAAGUCUCUGCUCGGUUUUUCGAUCAGUACCAAUGCCCUUACAUGAUUUUAUUAUCUAGAAAACCUUUGUUUCCUCUUUCAAAAUUCAAAAAGCACUCGAUUAUUAAUUUUUUGCUCGCAACUUUUUUCCUCGUGAUAGUUUUCGGCUCCAAACGCGAUGUUUUCUUCCUAAUGUUCGUUUUUGCUGGUUAUUCACUUCUAAUAGUUUAUUAUUUCAGACAUUUCGCACCAUGUCAAACCGCAUCCGGAGACCCGUGUCCAAUCCCAUUCUUUCCAAUAUUCCGAGGCCCAGGCCUACAAAUUUAAUUGAUGAAGUGCCCGUGCCGUUUUUUUUACGGAAGCGAGCCGCUAAAGCUGCGUUAUUGAAAAUCCACAAGCGAGCCGAGUUUGAAGGUAUUUUUCUGAUUUCAAGUAAAGAAAAUCAUUGCUCGUUUUCUAAUUCCUACUUUUAUGGUUUUAAAAGCGCUUUUUCUCAUUAUCAUCACCUAAACUAAUUCUUUUUCAGCGUUCCCGAGGUGCCGCAUCUGUGAAUCUGACCAUGGCCCCGACAUCUAGCCGUGCGAAUACGCCUGGAGGCCACAAACAAGCCGCAGCUCUGAAACCACAAUUCAAGGUACUUUUUUUUUGAAGAGAUACGAAAAUAUUAUAGAGUAUCCGUGAAAUCAGUAAAAUCCAAUUUCAAAGUUUUUUCUGGAUAACCUGAAAUUUUUUUUUUCCAAAGUUUUCAAAGUUGGUCAUUGAUUUUAGCAACAAAACAGUGAAAAAAACCUGCGUUGACAAUAACUACUCCGGAAAAUGACUUUAGAAAAAAAAAGAACUUGAAAGACAGAUUGGAGAAGUAAAAAAGAGUUCACCUUUUCAAUUAUUACAGAUCACUCCGGCUAUGGAUCGAAAACUCGGAAUUGAAGCUAUCAAAAGGCGAGCUGCGGAAACGCAACGCAUCCUAGAAGAGAGGAAGGCAAUUCGCAAGUUGUCGGAAAGCCGUACCAAGACGGAAGAACCUCCUUCCAAGUUCCGCGAUUUCUCUGAACAAAGUGCGCCUUCGAUCCAUGGCACACACAAACCUAAGAAGACUCACCGGCAAGAACGAGGUCGUGCAGCCAAGGAAGACAUGGAAACAAGAAGGGAAGAGAAGAAUUUGAAGAUGUGAGUUAAAUUUGAUAAUUCAAACGAAAAUAUGAUUGGCAUUUCCAGGCAAAACUCUCCGUCUGAUGCUUUGCUCUUCUCCAUUCCACCACACAAGAAGUAAGACGAAACGUACCAAACCCCUAAAGAUAGGCGCCAAGCACGCCAGAGAUCCUUGUUGAAAUUUUUGCUUUGGUGAGAUUCAAACUACAUAUGUCAUCUUAUAACUUUUUUUCAGGGCACACGUGGAAACUCCAAGCAAGCGAUGCGACAACCCUGUAAUUUUUUUUCUGUAAAUUGUUUUUUCUACUGUGUUCAAACUUUUUGUCAUCUGUGAAAUUUACUUCUGUUAUUUCUUGAGAAUCCUCACAACCCAAAUUUUCUUGUAAUUUAUUAAUACUUAUUUUUCCAGCAUCUACCAUCCUUUUACUCCAUUUCUUAGAAUUUAAUCCAUCUCUCAAUUUUAAAUCCAGUUCUUUUCCCGGAUUCCAAAUCCCCGUUGUAACCCAUUAAUAGUUCCAUGUAUUUUGCUUUACAAGAAAUGAAUAUCGCAAAAUUAAAUCGCAUUUUUUUUUUGUUCAAACAGGAAAGUUGGUGGGAAUUAGUGUGCUGGCCAAUUUUAAAAGAAAUCGUAACCGGAAAGUUGAAUAAUCUUCCGGGUUAACAGAUGAUUUUUUUCGUUUUCAAGAACUCACACCUAGGACCGCUAACCACAGAAAGUUGAACCAUUACUGUAAUGCUCACCUCACAAACUUCCUCGUGAGAAUUUCAGUAGCGGUUAACGAUUUAGGCCAGUUCCUGACUUUUAACCAUAGAAAACCUGAAGUCACAGAUCAUAAGAUUGAACCUUUCCAUAUAAAGAAACUUCAUUUUGAAGUGAUAAAAUUGAUGAAAGUACCAUAAAUAGUUUACUUGAAGUCUCUAGUUAUUUUUGCACAAAACGACGAAACAGGAGCCUUUGAUUGAUCAAUAACAGUUUUUGUCUUAAAAUAAUGAAUUUUUUUUCCAUUAUUCAAAUUCCAUCUGAAAAUGUGUAGUUUGCUCAUAUCCGCAACAUUGAUGUCGACAUAAACAACACGACGUCAGAGGUCACUCACAGCUCCAAAAAACUCGGUCGCCUGCGCGAUGGCGGGCGAGAGAGCGAAGAGAGCGCGGAGGUCCAGACGACAGAGUCAUCGAUUCGAUUGGCGAACCGAACUGUUUCUCGAGCCCGCGAACCGAGUACGCGUUGACGGUGUAUACACGGCGCGGUCAGAUGCGCGGUCCCUAGCCCUAUAAAAGGACCUUCCUGGUCGUUCAUCCUCAGUUCUCGCUCUUCUUUCCUCCUUGUUCAAUGGUCCGACGGCCGCUACUUCUUCACAUUCGCUUUUCUCAAUCUUUUGAUUUGUUUUUCGAUUAAUUCCAAAGCCCUUACAUGGUUUUAUAUUCCCUCGGUAACUUUUUUUCACAAUUCAAAAAGUUUUCGGUUAACAGUAUUUGUUCGCAACUUUUUUCCUCGUGAUAUUUUUCGGUUCCAAACGCGUUUGUUUAUUCCUAAUACUCGUUUUUGCUGGUUAUUCACUUCUAAACGUUUAUUAUUUCAGACAUUUCGCACCAUGUCCAACCGCAUCCUGAGACCCGUGUCCAAUCCCAUUCUGUCCAAUAUUCCGAGACCGAGGCCUGCAAAUUUAUUAGACGAACUGCCCGUGCCUUCUUUUCUUCAGAAGAGAGCUGCAGGAGCCGCGUUUUCUACGUCAACCAGCGAGCCAAGUUCAAAGGUACUCUUUUGAUUUCAUUGUAAGCUGACUCGAGAAGAUCUGUAGUCAUUGCUUUUUUUCUAUUUCCUACUUUUAUGGUUUUAAAAGCCUUUUUUCUCAUUGUAACCACUUUAAUUUCUUUUUCAGCGUCCCCGAAGUACCGCAUCUGAGAAGCUGACCAUGGCCCCGACAUCUAGCCGUGCAAAUAAGUCUGGAGGCCGGAAAAAAACCGCAGCUCUGAAACCACAAUUCAAGGUACUGAAGAGAUACUAAAAAUAUUAUAGAGUAUCCGUGAAAUCAGUCAAAUCUAAUUUCGAAGUUUUUUUCUGGAGAACCUGAAAUUUUUCUUUUUUUCCAAAGUUUUUCAAAGUUGGUCAUUGAUUUUUAGCAACAAAACAGAAAAAAACGAAACCUGCGUUGACAAUACUUAUUCGAAAAAAAUGGUUUAGAAAGAAAUAGAAAACGAAAAAAAGAUUAAUGGAUUUAAAAAAAGUUUACUUUUUUUCAAAUUGUUUACAGAUUACCCCGGCUAUGGAUCGAAAAACUCGAAAUGGAAGCGAUCAAGAGACGCGCUGCGGAAACGCGACGCGUUCUUGAAGAGAAAAAGCUCCUUCGCGAAGAGUUGGAAAGCCGCGGCAAAAAGACGGACGAGUGAGUUGAAUUUGAUUAGAAAUCAGAAAUACUUCCAUUUUUUUUUUAGGAAAGAAGAGGUCGAGCAAAACGACCCCCUGAGAAAGUUGCCGCACGAAUCAUUGUCUUCCUGGCUUUUGAGAUUGCGGUUCAAUGUGCCGCUAUCGGAAGUCGAAAAAAUGGCUAAUACCAACUCUGCUUCUGGCAUCGCAGCAAGGACUUUUCUCCGCCAACAAGAUGCCGUUCCUUCUCUGACACGCGCUCGUGACGUCGAGAAGUCUUCUUCUCGUAAAGCCAACGACGGUGCUCAGCGACAUCGCGAAGGUUCUUCUCGUGACGUCGCCUCUAAGAGGUCUUCCUCUCGUAAAGACGACAAUUCCGCUUCGCGACAUCGCGAAGGCUCUUCUCGUGACGUCAACUCCAAGAAGUCUUCCUCCCGUGAAGGCGACGACUCUGCUUCGCGACAUCGCGCCGCUUCUGCUCUUGACGUCGUCGCCAAGAAGUCUUCAUCCCGGGACGACAAGGCUUCAAAGUCGAAGUCUAAGGGAAAGGCAUCUGACUCGAAGAACGAAAAAGCACCAAAAUCCACGGCAAAGUCUUCGAAGAAGUCUUCUCGUUCUGAAUAACGCCAUCUUUUAUUUACACGGUAAUGUUUAACCUGUACUUUACCCGUAAAAAAACUCUUUUUUUCAGAAUCCUCGAGGAAGACGUCUUCUCAACCAUCCGCCAUCCCAUCCGACUUCCCUUCCUCAUUCAAUAUAUUUCCCGAUUGCUUGUAUCAAAUGACUUUCCAAGGACCGAUGUUUCCUACAUUUUCUUCAAUUGCAUCCUUAUUUUGGUCUCUUCUUCUUUUAAUAAGUUUUUUUUAAUUAGAUAUAUUCCGUACCUUUAACCUUGUGCCUUGUUUCUCCUACCCAGUGGCUUAUUUUUUUGUAAGUACGGUUUCCUUUCUCUUCUAACUACGGUUACCGUAUACUCCUACUUACGGUUACUUUCGAAAUUUCUUUCUUUAUCAUAUUUCUAGUUUUUUUCUAAUUAAAAUUCUCGGUGUUAAAAAAAUAUUUUUUUAUUUUUCUAUUUACUAUAGUAUUGCCCCAUUAUAUUUUUCCUCCCCUAUUAAAUUUUUUUAUUGCCCGAAACUGUUCUAAUCUACCGACCUCAUCCAAAAAUAAUUGUAAUAAUAUUAUGUCUCAACUGCAUCAAUCAAUUAUCCAAUGUUACUUAUGCCGCUACUCAGCAGUUUUACCGAUUUUUCUAAUAUUGCAUGCCUUAACGCGAUUUUUAUCCGAUUCACGUUUUACCCGAACAGUAUAAUAAUUCUAGUUGUAUAUAAAUGAUCUAGUAUCCACUUUUGUGUUUAUUCAAACAAGAAAGACAAUUACGAAUUUGUGGAACUUCGUGUGUUUCUGUAUUUGAUGGAAGCUGAAAAUAAGCUCUGGGUUAGGCUUCAAGAGAGUUUGAAAAAAAUUAGGAUUUAUUAUAGACCAAAGUGACUGAAAAAGUUUGGCUUGGCAUAAAAUUUCGAAUUUAAACUUAUUUUAGCCGUUCUCAAGAUGAGUUUAUCGAUUUUUUUUCAAGGAUGUAGUCAUUAUUAACUAUCCAGAUUUUUAUUCGUUCCAUGAGUGUUUAUUAAACCCUUUCAAAAGCUUUUUCCUAUCAGAAGAAAAUUGUGAAAGUGUGUAGUUUGCUAACAUCCGCAAUGUUGAUGUCGACAAAGUUAACGCGACUCUAACAUGGGGCGCAUAAAGAUUGCAACAACUAUUUUUCUAACCUACACUGUUUCGUCGUUUUCUUGCAGUAAGAUAACGACGAAAAAGUGUGUUUCAGAGAAAGAAGUUGUGGCAAUUUUCAUGCUCCUCAUGAAAGAGCGACGUCAGGUCAUUCGCUUUCGAAAAAGUUGGUUGCCCGCCCAAAUGACUCAGAUCCAGAAGAACGGGCGUCCUGAUUAUGAUGUUCAUGGGAAACUUUUGACAGGGUAUUCCGUUUCUUGGAAACGAAUGUAACUUUUCCCGGGCUUUGGAUUGGCGAAAAAGUUUUCGACUUGCUAGAUAUACACUUGCUAAACGAAUUAUUCCGUGUAUUUCCUUCACUCGAAGUGGUAGCUUUCUCAAUCGGCCGAGGCUGCCCUAGAGUGUACAUGGAAUCCGUGCCCGAGCCCCACCAUCACCGCCGUGCCCGUACCUGCGAAACUAAGGGGUCUACUUGUGCAAGAACGUGGCGAAGGACCGUGAGAACAUGCUUUCAAUCGACUUCACGUUUUGACUUCGUUAUCGCCAAAGGCGGUGUUAGUACCGCUCAAAAGAGCAAUUUUUCACCGUCUAGUCGAUUCCAUCUGACUAAAACAACCAAUAAAUAUUGAUUGAUGAUAAUGAUUGGAUAUUGCACAGAAAACUUUUUGAGAACAUUUCUGAUUUUCUAUGAAGAUUUGUCUUAUGGAGCCCGUCGUGAGGCUGACAUUUUCCAUUUUCAAUCCACCACCGAAGUUUUAGAAAUAUCAUAAAAUUUUACCAAGAACGCUACAUUUUUCCCAGUCUAUAAGCUUUUUCCCAAAACUUAUUAAAUGCACAGUUCAUAAAAUACCCCUUUCAUUAAAAAAAUCAAUUUUUGAGUGAAGGAAUUUCAUGAGAGCACCAUAAAUAGUUCAUUGAAAGUCUCUAGUUAUUUCUCCCAAAACUGACAAAAAGUGAGCCUUAAAUUAAUCCAAUAAAAUUCUUUCUGAAAAGAAUUACCCUUGAAAAAAAUUCUCAUCAAAAAAAAACGGUACGAAAGUGUGUAGUUUGCUCAUAUCCGCAAAAUUGAUGUCAUUCACACCUCCAAAAAAGUCGGUCGCCUGCGCAAUGGCGGACAAGAGAGCGAAGAGAACGCGGAGGUCCAGACGACAGAGUCAUCGAUCCGAUUGGCCGACCGAACUGUUUCUCGAGCCCGCGAACCGAUACGCGUGGACGGUGUAUACACGGCGCGGUCAGAUGCGCGGUCCCAAGCUCUAUAAAAGGACCUUCCUGGUCGUUCUUCUUCAUUUCUCGCUAUUCUCUCUUCCUUUUUCAAUGGUCCGAUGGUCGUCACCUCUUCAUAUUCACUCCCUUCAGAGUUCUGCUUUGUUUCUCGAACGAAACUCAAGCCGCUACAAACUUCCUUUUUGAUCAGAGCCGUUCAUAGUUUUAUAUUUAGAAAACCUUUGUGACCACUCUCCCACUUCAAAAUGAUUUUAGAUCCAAUAUUAUUUUUAUUGCCUGGGCCCAUUGAACUUUUUUUUGUCGAAUCUCUUAUUUCCUCUUGAUAUUUUUCGGUUAGGAUAACAGUUUUCCUUUGUUUUUCGCUCUCCAAUGUUAUAAACCACUGUUCUUUCAGAUCAGUUGUUCAAAUGACCAAAUUGCUCCAAAAAAGUCGGCCGUUUCGCUCACAAGGAAAUUCGGAAUUUCCUUAUUGUCUUCGCAACAAGUGUGCGCCGCCAUCGUCUAAAUCUAACAAACUCACUUCCAAGGUCUUCAUACUUUUCAUACAUUAAUUGUUUCCUUUUUUUCUUUCUUCAAAGUUCAACGCUUCCAAAAGCGCCUUUUUCUUCAUUUCUCAUUUUACCUUUUUUCAGCUUACACGCAAAGCGCCUGUCCGAGGAAUGGCUACCAAUCAUGUGACUAAAACGUCUCGUCGUUCAAAAGGCCGUGCAACCGGGACUACCCGCAGGACAGUUGCGAUGACGCGCCAGGCAUCGACGAUCACCCGCCAACUCCCUCACAAGGUAUCUUUUCACUUUAAACAGAGCUGAUUCGAAAAUAAAACGGUGAAAUCAGUAGAUUUCCUUUUCGGAACUGGUUUUUUUUUUGGAUAAAUACAGCCAGAAAAGGAAAAACAACUUGAACGACAAAAACAAUAAGCAGAAGCACUGGUUCAACUUCAAUUUAUUACAGAUCACUCCGCGGAAAUGCAAUCGGGAGGCAAACGAGAACAACUCUUCUCCUACUCGAGACGCCGUUUCCACGAGGUCUUCCUCCCGUACUGCUCCGCCAACUGUCCCAACUUCUGCCCAAAACGCCAUCUCCACAAAGACUUUGUCCCGCAGCAAAGAUGCCAUUGGUCCACUGACUCCCGCUGCUUCUGCGCGGAAAGUUGUUUCCAAGAAGGCUCCGACCCGCAACAUGAACACAACUGCUCCUACUGUGGACGUAAUCACCAAACGAAUUUUGUCCCGUCCAAAAGACGCCGUUGCCUCACGCACUCGCGCCGCUUCUUCCAGGGUCGUCAUCUCCACCAGUUCUUCCGCCCGUAGAAAAACCGCCGUUGCUCUGAAGUCUGAGCCGAAAAAGACGACAGUGUCGAAGACGACGGCAGCGUCUUCAAAGAAGCCCUCUCGUUUUUGAAAAAUUUUGGAUAAACGGUAAUUUUCAAUCUGUACUAGUCUCAUAAAAAUUCUUUUUUGCAGACGUUUGA